Penicillium chermesinum is the source of this 648-nucleotide messenger RNA. RefSeq lists its product as uncharacterized. Gene Ontology annotation, biological process: cellular response to oxidative stress. Lineage: Eukaryota; Fungi; Ascomycota; Eurotiomycetes; Eurotiales; Aspergillaceae. The record is from RefSeq and is a predicted model, not a curated record. The transcript has 3 exons. The coding region runs from base 1 to 648 and encodes 215 amino acids.
AUGUCUGCUUUCAAGAACCCUGCUACUUCUACCCUGCUUGACUUGGUCAAGAGUCGCCGUACCUACUACGGUCUGAAGGCCGAGAGCCCUAUCUCGGAUGACGCUAUUCAGCGUAUCGUCGAGGACUCCGUCCUCCAUGUCCCCAGCUCCUUCAACACCCAGACUUCUCGCGUCGUUCUCCUGCUGAAGGAUGAGCACAAGAAGCUCUGGGACCUGACCAUCAAGGUCUUCGAGGGUCUUGUCGCGGCCGGCCACGUCCCCAAGGAACAGUUCGAGAGCAGCACUCUCCCCAAACUGAAUGCCUUCAAGGCCGGCUACGGAACCGUUCUUUUCUUUGUUGACUUCGAGUCCCUGGCGGCUAUUAAGGAGAAGUUCGCCAUCUACGCAGACAAGUUCGACCCCUUCGCGACUGAGUCCGUCGCUAUGUCUCAGUACCUUGUCUGGCUCGCUCUUGAAGCCGAGGGUUUCGGCGCUAACCUUCAGCACUACACCCCUCUGAUUGAUGAGGAGGUCGCCAAGGCCUGGGAUCUUCCCGCUUCCUGGAAGCUUGAUGCUCAGCUUGUCUUCGGCGUUCCCCAGAACCCCUCUGAGCCAGCCGAGAAGCAGUUCCAGCCUCUCGAGAGCCGCUUCAAGGUCUUCGGGAAAUAA